AUGGCGUUACUCUCACGAAUCCGCUCAUCGGCGUCUCUCCUCCGCCACAUCACCCCAUCCCCUCAAAUCCGCUCUCUCUCCUCCGCGUCAUCGAUUCUCGCGCCGGAUUCCAAAACCCCUCUCACUAGCAAGCAAAAGAGCAAAGCAGCUCUCUCCCUUCUCAAAACCGAGAAAGAUCCAGAUCGCAUACUAGAAAUCUGCCGCGCCGCUUCCCUCACUCCCGAUUGCCACAUCGACCGGAUCGCUUUCUCCGCCGCCGUCGAGAACCUGGCCGAGAAGAAACACUUCGCCGCCGUAACAAACCUCCUCGACGGAUCCAUCGAAAGCCGACCCGAUCUCAAAACGGAGCGUUUCGCCGCUCACGCCAUUGUUCUCUACGCUCAGGCCAACAUGCUUGACCACUCUCUGCGGAUGUUCAGUGAGCUCGAGAAGUUCGAGAUCCCUCGCACGGUAAAAUCCCUAAACGCUCUUCUCUUUGCCUGCUUAGUAGCCAAAGAUUACAAGGAAGCGAAACGAGUCUACAUCGAGUUCCCUAAGAUGUACAAAAUCGAACCUGAUCUCGAAACUUACAACCGUAUGAUCAAAGUCUUCUGCGAAUCCGGCUCAGCGAGCUCGUCUUACUCCAUCGUUGCAGAGAUGGAGAGGAAAGGGAUCAAGCCCACGAGCUCUAGCUUCGGCCUCAUGAUCUCUGGGUUUUACCAGGAGGAUAAGAACGAAGAGGUAGGGAAAGUGUUGGGGAUGAUGAGAGAGCGUGGUGUCAACGUCGGUGUUUCGACACACAACAUUAGGAUACAGAGUUUAUGCAAGAGGAAGAAAUCUGCAGAGGCAAAGGCUCUGCUUGAUGGGAUGUUGUCUUCAGGGAUGAAACCGAACUCGGUGACUUACGCUCAUUUGAUUCAUGGGUUUUGCAACGAAGACGAUUUGGAAGAGGCGAAGAAGCUGUUUAAGGUUAUGGUGAACAGAGGAUGCAAGCCUGAUAGUGAGUGUUACUUCACUCUGAUAUAUUACUUGUGUAAAGGUGGAGACUUUGAGACGGCUUUGAGUGUUUGUAAAGAGAGCAUGGAGAAGAAUUGGGUUCCGAGUUUCGGUAUCAUGAAGUCUCUUGUUAACGGUUUAGCUAAGGCUUCGAAAGUUGAAGAAGCUAAAGAGCUCAUUGCGCAAGUUAAAGAGAAGUUCACUAGAAACGUCGAGUUGUGGGAUGAAGUCGAAGCUGCAUUGCCUCAAUGA
Molecule: messenger RNA, 1227 nt
Organism: Thlaspi arvense
Lineage: Eukaryota; Viridiplantae; Streptophyta; Magnoliopsida; Brassicales; Brassicaceae
Source: the annotation of a GenBank genome assembly